GUCCCACGGUCGCAGGACCAAGCGGUCUCGAUUUACUAGCGCCGCGGCCCUCGUGCCGACACCUGAUGCGUGAAGACAAAUCCCGAGCGUUCGCCGCUGCGACAUGCUCCCCGACAGCGUUGUCGAUCAGAGGGAGACGCUGAACCCCCAAUGGAUCGGAUACGAUGUGUUGACCCCUUCAACCUUACUAUAUUUGACCAACUGACCAUGCAUGAACGACCAAGACCUCCCGAACCAACCGCGCUCCGUUUGUCGUGGGCGCGGUCGAAAGUUGGGAUCGAAGCCAGUAAACAUGUGUCUCAUCCCUUUUUUUUGCCUCUUCUCGUUAGGGAGCCUCCCCUUCGCGGGUGCUCCAAUUGAUUUCCUAUUAUGACAUUACGAUGCCAAUCCCCAUCGCCUUCUCCCUCCUCCCCCUCCUCAUCGUCGUCACCACCUUUCCCUCCUCCAGUGCCGCCGCCACCGCUGCCCCGGCCGUCCCGCAACCCAGAGGUACGCGGUCACACACAUGCCAUGCAUGCAACACACUGUACUUAAUACAUUGUGCCGAUCGAUGUUUUCCGAUCGUGACAGGAUUGCACAUGAACUGCGGGGCGGACAAGGAGCUGCAUAUCGGGAGCAUCAAAUGGGUCCCCGACGCGGCGUUCAUCGCCGUGGGCAACGCCUCCUCCGUCAACAAGCCCAGCGUCCUCCCCGUGCUCUCCACGCUGCGCCACUUCCCGGACGCCACGGCGCGCAAGUACUGCUACAACAUCCCGGCCGCCAAGGGCUCGCGCUACCUCGUCCGCACGACCUACUUCUACGGCGGCGCCGAUGACCCGCCCGUGUUCGACCAGAUCGUGGACGGCACCCUAUGGAGCGCCGUCAACACCACCGACAGCGCCCGCCGCGGCAUGUCCACCUACUUCGAGCUCGUGGCCCAGGCGCAGGGGAAGUCCAUGAGCGUGUGCCUGGCGCGCCGCAACGACACCACGUCCAGCCCCUUCAUCUCCUCCCUGGAGGUCGUCACCCUCGAGGACUCCAUGUACAACGCCACGGACUUCGGCAAGUUCGUCCUCAGCACCGUCGCGCGCAACGCCCUCGGCACCAAGGGCGACAUCUUCAGCUAUCCAGAUGACCAGUACAGCCGGUACUGGGCGCCGUUCAUGGACGGCAACCCGACGGUGGAGAGCCACACGGCCAUCUCCCCGGCAGACUUCUGGAACCAGCCGCCGCCCAAGGCCCUCAAGGGCGGGCUCACGACGAGUCGGGGCAAGAACCUGACGGUGCAGUGGCCGCCCCUGGAGCUGCCCGCGACAAGCUAUUACGUGGUCUUCUACUUCCAGGACUCGCGCACGGCCAGCCCCUACAGCUGGCGCGUGUUCAACGUGGCCGUCAACGGGAAGGACUUCUUCAGGGGCCUCAACGCCACGGCGGCCGGCGUCAUGGUGUACGCCAACAUGAUGCAGCUGGCCGGCAAGACGGAGAUCCUGCUCACGCCCAACGAGACGUCCCCCGUCGGCCCGCUCAUCAACGCCGCCGAGAUCUACCAGAUCGUGCCCGUCGGCGGCAGGACGGCUACCAAAGAUGUGGUUGCCAUGGAAGAACUCGCGAGGAGCCUCAAGAACACACCGCCGGACUGGGCCGGCGACCCUUGCCUGCCGCCGCAGAACUCGUGGACAGGGGUGAAAUGUUCCGCGGACGCACCAGUACGCGUCUUAUCACUGGAUCUAAAAAAUCAUAGUCUUUCAGGAUCUCUUCCCGACAGCUUUGGAAAUUUGACUGGGCUGAACACCAUUUUUCUCAGUGGCAACAAACUCUCAGGCCCCAUACCUGACUUAAGCAACAUGCAGAGCUUAGCAGCAUUGCAUCUUGAUGACAAUCAGUUCAGCGGAGCAAUCAACCCGUCGCUGGGAGUACUCGUCAAUCUUAAGGAGCUGUUCCUGAACAACAACAAUCUCUCUGGCCAGAUACCACUUGUCCUGAAAACCAAGCCUGGACUCGUCAUGAAGAUUGAGGGGAACAAACUUGUGUGAGAGGCUGGCAAGGAGGAAAUAUGGUGAUGCUAACUUGCAGUAUAAUGGUGCACACAUGUAUACAGAAUAUAGAUGAAGAAGGGGGAAGAGUGAAAGGCUUCAGAAAGUGUAGGACGGCACUGAUUUACCAUUGUUGUAUCUGAGCUCAAGAUUGAUGUGAUAUUUGGCAUCCUUUUACUAGUUUUUUUUUCUGUAUAUGUUGCAUCCGGCUUUAGUUUUAGGUAAGGUACAAUUGUUAGGUCAAAGAAUCAUUUCCUAAUCUAUCUAAAAGCCAGGUGUAUUAUGUUCCAUUAGAGACUUUAGUUAGGACAGUAAUUGUCUAGUAGCCAGAAAACGAAUUAACUGAUUAGCUAA
This is a messenger RNA of Brachypodium distachyon (stiff brome), 2366 nucleotides long. RefSeq names its product probable leucine-rich repeat receptor-like protein kinase At2g28990. The record is from RefSeq and is a predicted model, not a curated record. The coding region runs from base 381 to 2012 and encodes 543 amino acids. The transcript has 8 exons. NCBI's taxonomy places the organism in Eukaryota, Viridiplantae, Streptophyta, Magnoliopsida, Poales, Poaceae. Gene Ontology annotation, molecular function: protein binding.